This is a messenger RNA of Solanum dulcamara, 1137 nucleotides long. RefSeq lists its product as uncharacterized. The record is from RefSeq and is a predicted model, not a curated record. Bases 149 to 778 code for a protein of 209 amino acids. The transcript has 5 exons. Lineage: Eukaryota; Viridiplantae; Streptophyta; Magnoliopsida; Solanales; Solanaceae.
AAUUCCAGCAGCUUCCAUUCCGAUCAAAGAAGGCUGGUAAAGGACUUCAGGGCAUCGGAAACGCUCAGCACCAAUAGUAAUCACUUGUCCAUCGGGCAGUUCAUAGUUCUUCUCGACAGAGGAGCCUGUCUCGAGUUCCGAGCAAGUCAUGUCGUCGUCGCUGCCGCCGCCACAAUCACCGUUGCCAUCUGAUUAUGGAGGAUCCUCAAGCGAAUCGGAUUGUCCGCCGUCGUUGAAGAAACAAAAGGUGGAUGAGGAAGAUGGAGAAUCCAGCGAUUACGAAAGUCUGGAUCCUUUAUCCCCUCUUUCAGAUGAAAGCUGUCCCAACUGGGAUAUCGAAGAAGCAAAUGAAGAUUUAUAUUGCCCUAUCGAUCCCAAUGAUAAAAAGGUGGAUAAAGCUGUUUGGGAUAGGUACUUCCAACAGAUCCGUGAGAGUGAGGGAUUUGACAUUAAAGAUUAUCCCGGUUCGUGUCCACUGACUACCAUAUUCCCCAUGGUAAACUACUUAAAAGCUCUUGCUCGUGUCGAAAAUGAAAUGUUGAAGGGUUAUACUGCAAAGGCACUUGAGCAUUACAAUAACAAAAAUGGCACUAAAUAUGAGGUCGACCAUAUUCUCAAGGUUAAUGUAUGUCCCGGUCGAUACUACAUAUUCUAUAUUACCCUUUCGGUCAAGAAUGGCGAGGAGGGAUAUUUUCAAGCUAAGGUGGUGCGGGAUAUAGAUCAAUCUUUGGAUUUUCCAGUCGUUAGGCCAAGGGUGAAGGGAGGUUUGGACAUAUAGUGAUGUGAAGUCUCUGCAUCCUUUUGGCUUUGUGUUAACUUUUUUUGAUUUUGGACAACAUUAAUAGUAAAUUGCCCUCCUUAGUUAGUUUGUCGUUAUGGUUUAGUGCAAAGUUGUUGUGUUUUAGUUGCAAUUUAGUAGCUUUAGACAGCAGAAUGGUGAUUCUAACAACAACUCAGGUUGGGUAAUCACUUGAGUAUAAAUAUUUUGACCAUUCAUUGAUAUAUGCCAUGACCAUUUUCUUGGUGUUGUUGAAAUUAUUGUCAAGUUGUUGUCCUUUUGUUGCAUGUCAGUGGCUUUCGAUCAUUUACUUAUAACUGGUUCUCGACCCUUUUGAGCCUUUUCCUGUUAUUGUGAAA